AUGUACCUUUCACCAGAACAGAUUGACUAUACUCAAUUUGGAACAUGGCGUCUACGUCGGGACACAUCAAAACGUGUCAAAACUGUGCUCGUGGCAAAAUCCGAUGUAUCCGAACUUCGGAUUCCUCUAUCUGUGAUCGCCCUGUCUGACCCGGAACUUCAUUCCAUCCCAGAUAAACCCCGAGAUGUUAUUGAUCGCGGGAUUGUGAGAUUUGAUGAUGCCGUCAGUCUUCUUGAAUCUUUUCGGGAAACCUUGAUGCCAUGUUUUCCAUAUAUCUUUAUCGCACCGGAAGUGACGCUUGCUCAGCUGCGAGCGGAGAACCCGCUUCUCUUGCUGGCUAUCCUCAAGGUCUCAUCAUACAAAAAUGCAGCCGCUCAGCAGAUAUUGGAAGAAACAUUCCAAACAGCAGUUGCUGAUCAGAUGAUCUUCGCCUAUAAUCCAUCCAUGGACGUAUUGCUGGGACUCCUUGUGGUUUUGGCAUGUCGCUCGACAAUAUUGCAAAAGGAUCGCAUGAUGACUCGGCUGUCAUAUGUUGAAAAGCAUGCACUUGAAUUACUAUCAAAUGCUGAGACUGCCAGUGAUCGCUGCUUAAUACAACUAGUAAAAUUACAACAAAUCUUUGAACGGAUCGAUGAUGCUGUGGUCACUACUGCGAAUCCAGUACGAGAGGUUGAUAUGCAUGCAUUCCAAACCGAAAUCAAUGAGUACAGAACGACCUUGCUGGCAAAGUUUUCGGACAAUUCCAACUAUUCGGCUUCGUCCGCGCCUCGCUCCCAUGCAGACUCAGGGCUCCCACCACAUCUCCAAAGUGGCCACCAACCGUUAGACUUAUCACCCUUCCAGGUUGAAUUUCUCAAUCGCGGCAUGACUGAAGCAAAAAGAUUCUUUGAUUACAUUUUCAAAUUUGCUCCGGAUACUUAUCGACUGAUCAGCCAUACGCAAUGGCUGCAAAUAGGCUUUAACUUGGUUCUAGGCUGCAAACUGGCCGUCACGGGGGCAAAAUACGCCCCACGCAGUCCGCAUGUUCGUGCCCUAUGCUCGGCUUUGAAUAUGCCGCAUGUUCUGCGGGCCGCGUUGCAACGGAUCCAAUGGCUCAGCAAGGACAGAGUGACUGUAGAUGGGAAACAGCACUCCAAAUACUUCUACGAGGCAUGGCUGUGGCAUAUUCUUGAAUGGUUCGAGCAAAAGUAUCACCUGGUGCCCUCUGAAGAUACGACCCAAAUACCUACAGGAUUACCCGAUGGCGGCCUCGGACCGUCUACUUUGGCCAACAGCGCAACCUCGCAGGAUGUCCCCCUGAUGGGUGAAAGUUAUGGCGCCACACAAGUACCACAGGUAGAUGAUACUGCCUUAUGGCCGGACUUCCUCUGGAACAUAAGCACGGAUGACAUACUCAAUGGGUAUAUGGGGUUUCCGGAUAUGUCGUGUCCCACAUUACAGCCUGGACAUGACGUGCCACUGCCAUGA
Molecule: messenger RNA, 1467 nt
Organism: Penicillium expansum
Lineage: Eukaryota; Fungi; Ascomycota; Eurotiomycetes; Eurotiales; Aspergillaceae
Exons: 4
Coding region: 1-1467 (488 amino acids)
Biological process (GO): regulation of DNA-templated transcription
Cellular component (GO): nucleus
Molecular function (GO): DNA-binding transcription factor activity, RNA polymerase II-specific; transcription cis-regulatory region binding
Source: RefSeq, a predicted model, not a curated record